UGUCUGUCUUUCUCUCUGGUAUAUAUUAUCUUUCAUCAUCGACACAACCCUCAGGUCUACGAUAUGAGUAAGAUGUGUGAAUAAGACGUUAACCAGACCAGUGAUUCAUCCCUCUAGUUACUAUGGCAGCCGUUGAGAGACCGUGACCAGUCCCUCGUUCCGAAUGGAGCCCAGCAGCAAAGGAUGACGUGACGUCAUGUCGCCAGGGCGACCAGGCUCCCCGAGGCACGUGUCCUGUAUAAAAACGGAAGGCGGCACUGUGAAUUGCGCACACAGACUCAAGAAGCAUCAUCCGUGAGGUAAGCCGCAAGACCGUUUUACCCUUCAGUAAUUUAAUCCCCCCCAAGCAGCAGCAACCAUGUCAGACCUCUGUGUUGGAAUCAAUGGCUUCGGUCGCAUUGGCCGUCUGGUCUUGAGGGCUUGCCUUCAGAAAGGCAUCAAGGUUGUGGCCAUCAAUGACCCCUUCAUUGACUUGCAGUACAUGGUCUACAUGUUCAAGUAUGAUUCCACCCACGGCCGUUACCAUGGUGAGGUCUCCCAAGAGGAUGGCAAGCUCAUCGUCGAUGGCAACGCCAUCUCUGUCUUCCAGUGUAUGAAGCCAGCAGAGAUCCCUUGGGGCAAUGCUGGAGCCAAGUACGUUGUCGAGUCCACUGGAGUCUUCCUCAGUGUGGAGAAGGCCUCUUCUCAUCUCCAGGGCGGAGCUAAGCGUGUGGUUGUGUCCGCCCCCUCACCUGAUGCUCCAAUGUUUGUCAUGGGAGUUAACGAGGACAAAUACGACCCCUCCUCCAUGACCAUCGUCAGCAAUGCCUCCUGCACCACCAACUGCCUGGCCCCCCUGGCCAAAGUCAUCCAUGACAACUUUGGCAUUGAGGAGGCUCUCAUGACUACAGUCCAUGCUUACACAGCCACCCAGAAGACAGUGGACGGUCCCAGCGCCAAAGCCUGGCGUGAUGGCCGCGGUGCCCACCAGAACAUCAUUCCAGCCUCCACUGGUGCCGCCAAGGCAGUUGGCAAAGUCAUCCCCGAACUCAACGGUAAGCUGACAGGGAUGGCGUUCAGGGUGCCAGUGGCUGAUGUGUCAGUGGUGGACCUGACAUGCCGUCUGUCCAAGCCUGCAUCUUACUCAGAGAUUAAGGAAGCCUGCAAGAAGGCUGCACAUGGGCCCAUGAAGGGAGUGCUGGGUUACACCGAGGACCAGGUGGUGUCCUCUGACUUCAUCGGUGACACCCACUCCUCCAUCUUUGAUGCUGGUGCCGGCAUCUCCCUCAACGACAACUUUGUCAAGCUCAUUUCCUGGUAUGAUAACGAGUUCGGCUACAGCCACCGUGUCGCUGACCUGCUGAUGUACAUGCACUCCAAGGAGUAGACAUUUCCUGUCCAAAAAGGAAGUCAGGAAAGGGACCACCCCAACCAUCCUCCUACCCCCUCCCUUCUCUUUUACACACGGGCCCCACCCAUAGCCAAGUCAUAGCAUCACGGCCCUUAGCUCUACUCUACUACUACUACGUAGGCAGCAGCAACAGUGUGUUUGAGUGUUCUGAGUUUAUCUGUUUUUUCCUUUAAUGACGAGAUGAUCGGUCGGUGAUAGUAAUUGUGUCUGUGUGCCCCCUCUCCACCUCCCACUGCCACUUUAGAUGUGUCGUUAUGGCUCAGUACUAUGGUAAUUACUGUAUCCAUCUCCCUUUUGGUGUGUUUUAAAGGCUUAAUCACCAGUGGAAGGAAGAAGCUGAGAGGCAGAGCUACUGAAACUCCGCUUAAGAGUAAUGAGAUAAAGAAAUAAAACUCGAAAAACCUCAA
Messenger RNA from Siniperca chuatsi (mandarin fish), 1797 nucleotides. RefSeq names its product glyceraldehyde-3-phosphate dehydrogenase, spermatogenic (gene gapdhs). Bases 359 to 1366 code for a protein of 335 amino acids. The transcript is spliced from 11 exons. Gene Ontology annotation, biological process: glucose metabolic process. NCBI's taxonomy places the organism in Eukaryota, Metazoa, Chordata, Actinopteri, Centrarchiformes, Sinipercidae. Gene Ontology annotation, molecular function: NADP binding; NAD binding; oxidoreductase activity, acting on the aldehyde or oxo group of donors, NAD or NADP as acceptor. The record is from RefSeq and is a predicted model, not a curated record.